AGGAGCACCAAUCACCGCUCGGAGUGGCGACUCACCGCCAGCAGACAAGUGGCGCGCACGCAGCACCGCGCUACCGAUUAAAAUAACAAAAGAUAAAUACGAAAUUAAUACUAUUAAUGAGAUAAAACGAUUAGUGACGAAUAUUAUAUCCAAGAUGGAACACGGAAAGUAUGCUUGACGGAUUAUAAACUUUUUUUUUGUUAAAUUAUCGAAGUGGUAACGAUGGGCAAAGAAAGCGAUAUCGACUUGGAUGAGGUCCUGGUGGAGGUGGGGCAGAUCGGCCGUUUCCAGAUUCGGACCUACUGUUUCAUUUUAAUACCGAUUCUAUUCAGCGCUGUGUACAACAGUCAAUAUAUCUUUGCAGCGGCCAACGUUCCUUACAGAUGUCGAGUGCCAGAGUGCGAAGCCAAGCCGCCGAAGUUCGAAACCAAUGGGUGGGGCAGCUGGGCUCUUCCAGAUGGAGCAGGACGCUGCGAGCGCUUCGUGCCGAUAGGGACUACAUGUGCUCCAGAGUCCUUCCACCAGACCAACACUAAAAUAUGCACCGCUUGGGUUUAUGAACAUAGCGACAGCAUUGUGGCUACGUUUGAUCUCGCCUGUGAAGAAUGGAAGCGGACGCUGGUGGGAACCUUGCACAGCGCCGGGCUGUUCUUUGCAUUACCGCUCACAGCGUUCAUAUCCGACACAUUCGGACGCCGCGUGGCGUUUAUUUCAACGGCCGUAGCUCCAGCUUUCGUGGGUCUGGGACGCUCCUUCUCACAGAACUACAUUACUUACGUGAUCCUUGAGUUCUUAGAAGCGGUCCUUGGCGCUGGAGUAUAUAGCUCAGGAUUUAUUCUUGCUCUUGAAAUGAUGGGUCUCAACCGACGGGUCCUCGGAGGCAAUAUAAUCUCAUGCACGUUCGCCAUCGGACAGGCCGUCGUCGCACUGAUAGCGUGGGCAGUACCUGAGUGGAGAACACUUACAAGGAUUAUAUACACGCCAUCAUUUAUUUUUGUAUUAUAUUUCUUCUUAAUCGAAGAGAGUGUACGAUGGCUUUUAAGCAAAGGAAAUAAGAAGGAGGCUGCUAGAAUUAUAUUCAAAGCAGCAGCUAUCAAUAACAGAAAGUUGUCUCCCGAAACAAUCAAACAAUUAACCGAAGAAUCUCCUUCGGGCCAGGAUGCUACAAAAAGAACAGCUGAGCCUCAAGAGAAGCAGACAUCUCUUGCACUACAGGUCUUAAAGUCUAGAGUGCUUAUGACGAGAUUAUGUAUAUGUUCAUUCUGGUGGAUCACAGUUACGUUCAUUUACUACGGACUCUCUAUAAACUCGGUGUCGUUAGCUGGAAACAGCUACGUGAAUUACAUAUUGACGGCUUUGGUGGAGAUUCCUGGAUAUUGCAUGAGCGUUUUAACACUAGAUCGCUUCGGAAGGAAGAGUUCCAUAAUGACGGCAUUUUUCUUAUGCGGAAUCUCUCUCGUCAUUUUACCCUUCGUUCCUGAAAAUCUGCAAUGGUUACAAACGUGCCUCAGCUUGCUGGGUAAGCUGUCCAUCAGUAUGGCAUUCAGCAGUAUUUACAUUUACACGUCUGAGCUGUACCCCACCACGCUUCGACAUAGUCUUGUGGCCGUGUGCUCUAUGUGCGGCAGGAUUGGACAGAUCAUUGCUCCGCAGACUCCAUUACUGAUGGCAUACAUGGAAGCUCUCCCGUACCUGGUGUUCGGGGCGAUGGCUGCCAUGUCAGCGCUGCUGAUGCUCCUCACACCUGAGACGCUGCAUAUGCGGCUGCCGGACACAGUCAAACAGGCUGAAAGGAUCGCCACCGCACCGCGGACCAGCCGCGCGACCGACAUCAUUGUAGAUUAAUUAACGUGACACUUAAUGUAAUGAUAAAUAAAAUUAUUUAAUAUAAUUAUGAAGAGUACAAAAUAUCAAUAUCAGUCGACUUAAGGACAUCCAUGACAUAAUCUUUUUGCAAAGUUGAAACAGUAGUUGUAGUCAAUAUAAUCGUAUUUUGUAAAACAAUAAAGUCGAAAUCCUCAAUUAACUUUUCACACUUAUUUAAAUAAAACUUUCAAGAAGAAUAUAUUUAAUGUGUUAUACAAGCUAUUUUUCAAUAGUUGAAGUUGCGACCGAACUUAGUCCAGCCAGUGAAUGCUCAAAGGCCGUAGUUUCCUCAUUAAAUGUAGUCAUCAGCUGUUGAUCACUAAAAUGAAAGGUUUGAAGUCCAAAGUUUUAGUAGCGUUUUAAACAACACGGCGACCAAUUUUCGAUCGCAGCAUCACUUAGAAAGUAAAAUUUUUGUAUUUUGUUGAUUCACACUUUCCUGUUUAGUCAUUAGUAUUAAAUAUGUACGGUAAUUUUACUUUUUUAUUUUAAGAAAUAUUUAAGAUGACUUA
Nymphalis io (European peacock) is the source of this 2378-nucleotide messenger RNA. RefSeq names its product organic cation transporter protein-like. Gene Ontology annotation, molecular function: transmembrane transporter activity. Gene Ontology annotation, cellular component: membrane. Bases 223 to 1845 code for a protein of 540 amino acids. NCBI's taxonomy places the organism in Eukaryota, Metazoa, Arthropoda, Insecta, Lepidoptera, Nymphalidae. Gene Ontology annotation, biological process: transmembrane transport. The record is from RefSeq and is a predicted model, not a curated record. The transcript is spliced from 7 exons.